GAUCAUUUCUUCUCAGCACCCUGCCCAGCAAUGACUGAAUACACCAUAGAAAUAAUUGGAGGUUUGUCAGAGGCCAGACCUGCCACAUCAGAAAUCCAGGAGAUUGCUGACAAGGUCAGACCACUGCUUGAAGAGAAAACCAAUGAGAAAUAUGAAAAAUUCAAAGCCAUCGAGUAUAAAGUUCAAGUCGUCCAAGGACUAAAUUACUUCAUUAAGAUGAAUGUAGGACGUGGUUGCUACCUCCACAUAAACGUCUUAAGUGGUAUUUCCAGUGAAAACGAUUUGGAACUCACUGGUUAUCAGACUAACAAAGCAAAGAAUGAUGAGCUGACCUACUUCUAAACAGCAGAUUCCAACUUGACCUGAUCCCCUAACCCCCAUUGUAAAGAGAUGCGGCCAUCAAUAAAGAAGCAUUUUUGAAAU
Molecule: messenger RNA, 423 nt
Organism: Mus musculus (house mouse)
Lineage: Eukaryota; Metazoa; Chordata; Mammalia; Rodentia; Muridae
Gene: Stfa2
Product: stefin A2
Exons: 3
Coding region: 31-342 (103 amino acids)
Cellular component (GO): cytoplasm
Molecular function (GO): cysteine-type endopeptidase inhibitor activity; endopeptidase inhibitor activity
Source: RefSeq, marked validated